Thamnophis elegans (Western terrestrial garter snake) is the source of this 2443-nucleotide messenger RNA. RefSeq names its product metastasis associated 1 family member 3 (gene MTA3). The record is from RefSeq and is a predicted model, not a curated record. Lineage: Eukaryota; Metazoa; Chordata; Lepidosauria; Squamata; Natricidae. Gene Ontology annotation, biological process: negative regulation of transcription by RNA polymerase II. Gene Ontology annotation, molecular function: chromatin binding; transcription coactivator activity; transcription corepressor activity. Gene Ontology annotation, cellular component: nucleoplasm; NuRD complex.
AGACAGAGCCACGGGGGCAAGUUUGUUAACCCUUCCCUCUCCCGAGGAUGACGACGAUGACGCUCGCCCUCAGCCAACAGCCAUCUCUCUCUGCCCUGCCCUGCCCAGCGAGGCAGGCCUGGCCGCUUUGUUUUAACCCUUCGCCUCCUGCGCUUUAUUCGGAUCCCCUCCCCCCUUCUCCCCCAAGCGGGUUGGUCAGAAAAGCUGCAGAGCCGCCCGGCACCCUGAUUUGCCCGGGGGCGAGUGGCGUAAAAAGUAGCAACAGCAGCGAGAGCGACUGAACGCUCCUCCCCUUCCCCAGCCCGGCGGCGGCGGCGGCGACAGAACGAGGAGGGUGCAGAGCGCAGACAUGGCGGCUAACAUGUAUCGAGUGGGAGAUUAUGUUUAUUUUGAAAAUUCUUCAAGCAAUCCAUAUCUUAUCAGGCGAAUAGAAGAACUUAACAAGACGGCCAGUGGUAAUGUGGAAGCAAAAGUUGUAUGCUUUUACAGACGACGAGACAUCUCCAAUAGCCUCAUUAUGCUUGCAGACAAACAUGCAAAAGAAGUUGAGGAAGAAUGUGAAAUUCCCAAAGAAAUAGAUCUAACUGAUAAACAGAAGCACCAGUUGAAACACAGAGAAUUAUUCCUGUCUCGUCAGUAUGAGUCCCUCCCUGCAACACACAUUCGGGGAAAAUGCAGUGUUGCACUUCUGAAUGAGACAGAGUCGGUAUUGUCGUAUCUCGCCAAGGAGGAUACUUUCUUUUAUUCUUUGGUGUAUGACCCAUCACUGAAAACACUUCUGGCAGACAAAGGUGAAAUCAGAGUUGGACCCAGGUAUCAAGCUGAUGUACCAGAUAUUCUCUCAGAAGGAGAAACAGAUGACAGAGAACAGGCAAAACUUGAAGUAAAAGUUUGGGAUCCAGAUAGCCAUCUCACUGAUCAUCAGAUUGACCAAUUUUUAGUGGUAGCACGUGCUGUUGGUACUUUUGCACGAGCUCUAGACUGCAGUAGUUCUGUAAGACAACCUAGUUUACACAUGAGUGCAGCUGCUGCUUCGCGGGAUAUCACUUUGUUUCAUGCAAUGGAUACAUUACAUAAACACAACUAUGACCUGAGCAGUGCUAUUAGUGUUUUGGUUCCCCUUGGAGGUCCUGUUCUUUGUAGAGAUGAAAUGGAGGAAUGGUCGGCAUCAGAGGCUAGUUUGUUUGAAGAAGCCCUAGAGAAAUAUGGCAAAGACUUCAAUGACAUACGACAAGAUUUUCUUCCUUGGAAAUCUCUGACUAGCAUCAUUGAAUAUUAUUAUAUGUGGAAAACCACAGAUAGAUAUAUUCAGCAGAAACGUCUAAAAGCUGCUGAAGCAGAGAGUAAACUAAAACAAGUUUACAUACCAACUUACAACAAACCGAAUCCCAGUCAGAUAUCCAGCAAUAAUGGAAAACCAGGCGCCAUGAAUGGGGCAGUUGGAGCACCACACCAGACUCAGAACUCACUAAUAGGCCGUGCUUGUGAAAGUUGCUACAUUACACAGUCGCAUCAAUGGUAUUCCUGGGGUCCACCCAACAUGCAGUGUAGAUUAUGUGCACCAUGUUGGAUUUAUUGGAAAAAGUAUGGUGGUCUUAAAAUGCCAACUCUAACAAAUGAAGAUAGAUUUUCACCCAAUCAAACCACAGAGGAUUCGUGUGUCCGAACACAUAUGUCACGACAAGCAACUCAGGGCAUACCAGUCCGGAACACUGGUAGUCCAAAAUCUGCAGUGAAGACACGUCAAUCUUUCUUUCUUCAUACUACAUAUUUGACUAAACUUGCCCGCCAGGUUUGCAGAAAUACCUUACAACUGAAGCGAGCUGCAAGAAGACCUUUUGCCCUUAUUAACUGUGCUGCCAUUAGGGCAGAAUAUGCUGAUAGACACUGUGAAUUUAUUGGGAACCCUUUGAAGAUUAAAAGCACUAGGAAAUCAUUAUCAUGUAUCAUUGGAUACCUAGAGAUUCAUCCUGCAAUGAAGCCUAAUAUAAUCAAGUCAACACCAAGCCUUCAGAGCUCAAUGUCAAAACGACUACUUGCUCCUCCUGGUCAUUCAUCAUUAAGUAUUUUGGGAAAGAGAAAUUAUAGUCAUCAUCACAAUGGCCUGGAUGGACUCUCCAGUUAUGCACAUGGAACUAAAAUGCAAGCGGCACAUGAUUUCUAUACAACUAAUGGCAAAACUCUACAAGUCGCCACAAAUGACCUUAUGCCAAGUGUGCCAUUGCUCAAGAGACAGAGACAGAAUUGGCUCAAUUCUCCUGACGAUGGUUUCUUUAUUGCUACAGAAGAGACCAGGAAAACACGGAAACAGUUUACGCGAUCACAGUUGAAAAGAGCUUGUAGAAUGCCGUGCAUAAUUCUGAGGAAGGCAAAGUCCCUUAUGACUCACAAAGAGACUCAAGAGAAUUUGAGCAGUCAUUCACAGAUGAAGACACAACAGUGA